GGGAGCAACACCCUUUCUGAAACAUGCGGCUGUUUCUACGCCGGCGUAUGUCUCCUCUUAAACUGGCGCUCCUUGGAGGGACGCUGUUCAUGGUGGUCCUAGUGGUUCUCCAGAGGGAUGUUGGCUCUUCACCUGCUGGGGAUCCCUGGUUUCAGGAGCUGGUGGACAAGAAGGACAAGGUGAUAGUCAUGGUCCGAAAGGCUGUCAACAACAUUGGCUUCCAAAUCGGAGCUCCGCAGCCACCACCAGUACAGGAGCAGCCCACCCAGGACGUCAACUGCCCAACUGGCUUCUAUACACAGGCUGAACUCAAGCCUCACCUGGAGAGACCAACGCAGAACCCCAGAAGCCCCGGGGCUGAUGGGAUGGCAUUUAAAAAAAACCAUAUGACCCCUGAGGAGGAGAAGGAGAAGGAGGAGGGCAUGACACGUCACUGUUUCAACCAGUUUGCCAGUGACCGUAUCUCACUCAGCCGUAGUCUUGGGGAUGACACAAGGCCUCCAGAGUGUGUGGAGAGGAAAUUUCGUCGCUGUCCACCUCUGCCCACCACCAGUGUUAUUAUAGUCUUCCACAAUGAGGCUUGGUCCACCCUCCUCAGGACGGUCUAUAGUGUUCUCCACUCAUCUCCUGCUGUCCUGCUCAAAGAGAUCAUCUUGGUAGAUGACGCCAGCACUGCAGAGCACCUGAAGAUCCAACUGGAGGACUAUGUGCGUCAGCUGAAGAUCGUCCGAGUAGUGAGGCAGCUGGAAAGGAAGGGCCUCAUCACAGCCAGGCUGCUGGGUGCCAGCCUGGCUCAGGGAGAAAUUCUCACCUUUCUCGACGCACACUGUGAGUGUUUCCAUGGUUGGCUAGAGCCCCUGUUGGCACGCAUUGUUGAAGAACCCACUGCUGUGGUUAGUCCAGAGAUCAGCACCAUUGACCUCAACACUUUUCAGUUCAACAAGCCUGUGUCCACCAACCGCGCUUUCAACAGAGGCAACUUUGACUGGAGCUUGACUUUCGGUUGGGAGGCGAUCCCCGAGGAUGCAAAGAAGCUGCGCAAGGAUGAAACCUACCCUGUAAAAACACCCACUUUUGCCGGAGGCCUGUUCUCAAUCUCAAAGAAGUACUUUGAACACAUCGGAACGUAUGAUGACAAGAUGGAGAUCUGGGGCGGUGAAAAUGUGGAAAUGUCAUUCAGGGUGUGGCAGUGUGGAGGGCAGCUAGAAAUCAUCCCUUGUUCUGUGGUGGGCCAUGUCUUCCGCACCAAGAGUCCCCAUACCUUCCCCAAAGGCACAGAGGUCAUCACUCGCAACCAGGUGCGCCUGGCUGAGGUCUGGAUGGAUGACUACAAGAAGAUCUACUAUCGCCGCAACAAGAAUGCUGCAGUUAUGGCCAGUGAGCAUAAGUAUGGGGACAUCUCUGAUCGUUUGAAACUAAGAGAUAGGCUGCAGUGCAAGAACUUCACCUGGUACCUAAACACAGUUUACCCAGAGGCCUUUGUUCCAGACUUAAUGCCAGAUAAAUUUGGAGCUAUAGAAACUCAGGAUCUCAACUGUCUGGAUGUUGGUAGUAGAGCAACCUAUGGAAAGCAACGAGUCCGGUGA
Molecule: messenger RNA, 1586 nt
Organism: Seriola dumerili (greater amberjack)
Lineage: Eukaryota; Metazoa; Chordata; Actinopteri; Carangiformes; Carangidae
Product: polypeptide N-acetylgalactosaminyltransferase 6-like
Exons: 9
Coding region: 24-1586 (520 amino acids)
Cellular component (GO): Golgi apparatus
Source: RefSeq, a predicted model, not a curated record